AAACCCGAGAAUCCUCUCCAUUGUUUCCGGCCCCCCUUCGCCCUUCACAGGGCCUCCUCUUCGCUCACUAUCCCCUUAUCCCCCCUUAUGAACCCCAGAUCGCAGUAGCAGAAUCGAUUUACCUUUUGAUUAUUACUCUUAAUUUCACUUUUCUCUAUCUGUAUAUCAACCUGAUCAUGGCGCAAUCUGAAACCCUAGAUUUAUCUUCACCUUCUUCGUCUUCGUCAGAUCCACAGCUGUCACGGAGCUUGUCGUCCAGUCGGCUUAACGCGCAGGCUCCGGAGUUUGUGCCGACACGGCCGGCGGUUACUCAGUCGCAGCAACAGCAGGCGCCGCAUAGGAUUAUUAUACCUCCGCCUUCUCCGCCUGCUAUGCUGCACGUUUAUACGUCUCCGCCUCCGUUUCAUGUUCCAGUUCAUAGCCCUGUGCCUAUGCCGGCUCACGUGGUUCCGGUUCAUCAUCAUGUGCCUGUUCGGAAUCAUCAGAAUCAUCACCAUCAUCAUCAGUAUUAUGGUGGUGGCGGUGGAGAGCAGGAGGGCGAGGGAGGGAAGAGAGAUAUUAAGGAUCAGAAGGAUCACAGUGCGUCUUCGAAGAAUGGAUUGUCAGAGGAAGCUGUGCAGAAGAUUUUGAAUCAGGUGGAGUACUAUUUCAGUGAUUUAAACCUUGCCACCACUGAUCAUCUUAUGAGGUUCAUCAACAAGGAUCCUGAAGGAUAUGUACCCAUGUCUAUCGUUGCAUCUUUUAAGAAGAUUAAAGCCUACACAAGCAGUCAUUCCCAACUUGCUACUGUUUUGCGGAACUCAUCGAAGCUUGUUGUUAGCGAAGAUGGUAAGAAAGUAAGGCGCCUGCAUCCCCUAACCAAGUCAGAUAUGGAAGAGUUGCAAUCUCGUAUAAUUCUUGCUGAAAAUUUGCCUGAGGAUCAUUGUCAUCAGAACCUUAUGAAGCUCUUCUCUGCUGUUGGGAGUGUGAAAACAAUCCGCACAUGUCAGCCUCAACCUUCUGGCAGUGGGGCAUCUUCAGCAUCUAGAUCAGGAAAAACUGAUGGCAUGCAUUUUAGUAACAAGUUGCAUGCAUUUGUGGAAUAUGAAUCUGUUGAACUUGCUGAGAAGGCAGUUGCAGAGCUAAAUGAUGAGAGAAAUUGGAGGAGUGGCCUUAGGGUUCACUUAAUGCUUAAACAUUCUACAAAACCUGUUCAUGUAAGAGGGAAAAAGGGCCAUGAUGGUGAAGAACAUUAUGAAGAAGAUGAUACUUACACAUCUGAGCAGCAGCCAAGUGAGAAACAACCAGAAGAUCCUUCUCAGUUAUCUGAUGUACAUGCACAUGACCAUUUGGGAGAGGAGCCUGUCAAUGACAAAGAGGGUGGGCAGAGAAAAGGGCGAAACCGGGGCCGGGGCAAGGGACGUGGGCGGGCUCAGUAUCAUCAGAAUAACCAUCAUAACGGCCGUGGAAACCAUGUGGGUGCAUCCCCUUCAAACAAUAUGGUCAUCAAUGAGCAGGCAACCAUAGCGAAGCAACCCCCUGGUCCUCGUAUGCCAGAUGGAACAAGAGGAUUUGCUAUGGGCCGUGGGAAGGCGGUUGUUAAUACAGCCUAACUGAAUUGCUACAUCUAGAUCUUAUGACUGAGCCGAGAUAUAUUGGGUUGGGGAGAUGUAUCUGUUAUGUGGUACUUGAUGGCAGGGUUUUAGGAGGGCUGUCCAUCCAUAGUAAGUUUAUUAGAUACCGGUGAAGAGACCAUAGUCCUAUAUAUAUAUUAAAAGUACGUGGGUAUGGAUGAUGCAAAAAAAACUUCUGCAUGUUUUUGCUUUACUUUUAAAAUUUUAGCUCCAGCUUAAGGAAGAAAAACAGAACCCAAGUUGGGGUAACCAAUAUCUAUAGAAAAAUGUGAGUGGAAAUGCAAUAAAAUGGUUA
Rubroshorea leprosula is the source of this 1908-nucleotide messenger RNA. The record is from the annotation of a GenBank genome assembly. NCBI's taxonomy places the organism in Eukaryota, Viridiplantae, Streptophyta, Magnoliopsida, Malvales, Dipterocarpaceae.